Molecule: messenger RNA, 1308 nt
Organism: Mesorhabditis spiculigera
Lineage: Eukaryota; Metazoa; Nematoda; Chromadorea; Rhabditida; Rhabditidae
Source: the annotation of a GenBank genome assembly
AUGAUGGGGUCUGUCGCGCUCCUUUUCGCCUUGAUUGGAGCUUGCUACGCCCAGGAUACCUAUGUGACCUUCGAGCCGGGCUCACGCCUUGGUGAGGUCAUGUGGCACACGCAACUUGCCUUCAUCAAGGCCGAAAAGGUUUGCAAUUUCACGGGGCAAGCCGACGUUGAUAUCCCCACGCUCCGGAAAGCCUACUGUAACGGGACAGAUGUCAAGCCAGAGUAUAAGCAGAUCGCCACCUGCUUCAUGAUGGGCAUCGAGACCUUCUCCGCGAAUUACAUCUACUUGGAAGAAAGCACCAAAUGCUCCGAAAUCGUUGAUGGCUAUGCGGAAUUGCUCUUUGAUGCUGCGUCGAGAUGCCCUAAUCGGCCACAGGCCUUCAAAACUGGGCUUCGCGGGACGGUGGCUUGGGUCGACUCGGUGCUCGCCGUCUCCGACGAUAUUUUGCACCGUGCUUGCUAUGUGGAGCUCGGGCCGGCGCUGUGGAGCGGUCUGCCACUAAUGUACAUGUGGCUGACGAUGCAGACCAUGCUGGAGAAGUUCGACACUCCGAUGUACCGGAUGUUGUUGAACUCUGGGAUUGGGCUCGAUGCGGUCUUCACCGCCUGGAUCAAUGCUGCUCUGGUAAACAAGUACCGGAACAUCAUCUUGUGCCAAGGCAGCCCCACACAGGACGCGGAGGUCGAGCUUCCACUUGAGGACGUCGUGGCCCGUCAGGUACCGGUACCCAAAGCUAACGUGAGCUCCGCCUCAAUUGUCACUGCAUCAUCAGGAGAACGGAAUGAAGAAAAGUCGUUGUUCACGCCCGACUUUUUCUUCCUGCACGCCGACGAAAUCUGCGGCUGGUCGGAUACCCUGGGCAACUAUGUCAUCUCCCUGAAAAAGGAAUUCUGCAUCGGACGAUCUGCAAAACCUGAAUACACGAACAUCACCCAGUGCUUCAAAGAGGGCGGGAAACCACUGAACGAGCGCUAUACCGAGCUGGCCACGAAUGCUUCAUGCAGUGAUACAGAGAUUCUGUAUCGUGACUACAUCAACACUGCGGCACGUAGCUGCCCUGAGUCAGCGAAAACGGCGAAAGUUGCGGCGCGUGGAGUUAUGAUUGAGUUGCUAGUCCGCAUGGUUUUGGCUGCUAAUGGGGCUGAGGGACAGUGCUACGUGGAGCUGGCAUUCAGCGUUCCCAACUACUUCAACGUUGAAGUCGAUCCACAGGACGGAACUUCGACCCCAAUUUGGCCGGUUCCCCAGGAAGAUCCGACUGCCCCGGAUUCUCCAGAGCCCUACCCGGUGCCAUGCGGUUCUGGACAU